UUCAUAAGAUUUUUCUCAGUCGAUUAUACAUGUUACGUGUAGCAAUUCAAUUAACUGAAGUUACAGAAGGUUCACGUUGUUGAUUAUCAUCUGAAUUCAAACAGAAUUACAAAACAUAAAUGGAAUCACUUGCUAUAAGGCAUUUGAUUUGUGAUUAUACGACUCAUGGCAUGGUGAUAUCCGUCAGAAACCCUCAAAUUUCUCCGCGUAUCGCUAAAAUUGGGGCUCAGAAUCGAGACAAGAGUUUUGUUCUUCGUUCCAAAAAAUCAAAUUUCCAAGAUUUUCAAGGUUACGCAAAACCUGUUCGUCUUUUACCAGCCCAUGAAGUGAAACCAACCACAGAUUCAUCAUUGGAGAAGCUGAUCACAUCUUUCAAAGAAGACAAACUUGAAUCCUUAUACAAACUCACAAUUCAAACGAGUAAUUACUAUGGAUCAGGUCUCACUAACUCAAAUUCAGGAAUAUUACUUUGUUUAGUAGACGAAAAUGGCGAUUCAAUCUUACAAAGAAUAGCUGCAACUUCAAGUACAGAAUCAAUCGAAAAUGAUGCUUCCGAUAUUCUCCAUUUCACAAGGGGAUCCAUUAAUCAUUUCACAUUUCAAGGACCUACAAUUGGAAAACUCAAAGCUCUCUGGAUUGGCCUUGAAUCAGGUCAAUGGAGGCCAACUGGCACUCGUGUUAUUUGUUGGUCAAAAUCACAACAAAAUAACAAUAAUCCAUACGGGAUUUUCCAAUAUGAUUUCAUAGCUGAUGACAUUCUACUCGGGGGCGAAAACGACAUUUCCAUGGUGGAACUUAGACCUAAUUCAAUCACCAAUCUUUCAGAAGACAAUUUAACCUCAAAUCAAAUCUUCUCCCAACAAUCUUUCUUAUCAAAUGAAGAAUCCAUGAAAGAAUACGCAGAUUUAAAGUUCUCAUUAUUACUCUAUGAUGCACUUCUCAUCAUAUCGGGAACUUCAAUUGCAUCUUUUUGUGGUGGAGGGAAUGCAGCAUUUGCUUUUUUGACAGGUGGAAUUGGUGGGUUUUUGUAUCUUUUGUUGUUACAGAGAUCAGUUGAUGAGCUGGCGUCACCGGUGCUGACUAGGACUGGCGGUCUUGAUGAAAUGUUUGGGCGGUUUAAGGGUCAGGUUUUGACUUUGGUUUUGGCACUUGGGUUUGUGGUUAUUGUGGUUAAGUUAGGUUCGGGUGAUGAGUCGUUGGUUUUGUGUCCUAAAGAUUUGGUGGUUGGGAUGAUGGGGUUUUUGUCAUCCAAAGUGGCGGUGGUAUUGGCGGCGUUUAAGCCUGUUCAGGUGGUGGGGGUGGAAGAGAGGAGAUAGGGUGGUUGAGAAAAUAGUUGGGGUUGUGUGUAUAUAUAUAGAAAACAUAGUGAUAUAUUGUAUAAAGUUAGAGGUUAAUUUAGUAGCAUACUUUUAUUGA
Molecule: messenger RNA, 1416 nt
Organism: Lactuca sativa (garden lettuce)
Lineage: Eukaryota; Viridiplantae; Streptophyta; Magnoliopsida; Asterales; Asteraceae
Product: Lipase/lipooxygenase, PLAT/LH2 family protein
Molecular function (GO): protein binding
Source: RefSeq, a predicted model, not a curated record